AUGUCACAAUAUACUGGCUCAUUCAGGCUUCCUACAAGAAGAAAGAAGGUUGAUCUGAACAUAUCGAACCCCAUCAACACACAGCGCUGUUUCUCUCCCUGGGAGAACAGGACAACACCAGAGAACAGGAGAGUGGGGAGAGAUCAGCCACUAACGACAGGGGCGUCCCAUACAGUGGGGGGUGGCAGACCAGGGGGAGGGAGAGGAGGGGACGAGGAGGGGCGGCGUAACCUCAGAGGUUGGGAGGGGACCCCAUGUACAACCUCGAACAGCAGGAGGAGAGGAGGAGGAGGGGGCGGAAGGAGGGAUGAGGCCGUGGAUUGUCAGGUGCGGGAGGCAAGCGGUAGCAUAUUGAGCCAGAGGUCUGACUAUGUUGAUAACUCGGAUGUCUGGGUGUCGCGGGACAAGGACGGCCAACCAAGGACCAUCAUCAUCCCACUCACCCGCCAACCGAUACCUGGGGGAAGAGGAGGAGGGGAGGAGGAGAUGGCCGUGCCAGGCGACCCCGAGGACUAUGUCGAUAUGAAGGCCAUAUCCUCCGCCGACCGCUACCUGGGUCUGGUACGACGCGACUACCGGGGCCUCGCAGACGUCCCCGAGGAGGACGCAGACCCCGCCGAUUACGAACACCCUCUCUCCAGCGAGAGGGCAGGAGAAAUAUCGCAGGUGGAGGAGGGACGCCAGGAUCAUCGUGGCCCUAGGGUGGCACACAAGGGAGGUGUCCUCCCUUCACUGUCGAAUGCAGUGGCCAUGCCUGGGAGGCCUGGUGGAGCUACUGGGGGAGGGGUCUUGCCGGUAAAACGCUACAUAAACGUAGAAGUGAAGGAGUUCGACCCGUCGAUGGACAUGUUCUGUUCGUCAGAGCACCACAAGGAUACAAUGUCUCACGACUCGAACAACCCACCAGCAGCUACCACAUUAGCUACCACAGUAGCCGAAGGAGAGGAUGAAGAUGAUAGGGACAAGGCUCAGAAGAGGCACCACGACUACAUUAACAUAGACGGGGAAAAACUGCCACCUGAGAAUCCUCCAAUCCCUAAGAACGGUCACUGA
This is a messenger RNA of Geodia barretti, 1053 nucleotides long. The record is from the annotation of a GenBank genome assembly. Lineage: Eukaryota; Metazoa; Porifera; Demospongiae; Tetractinellida; Geodiidae.